Hippopotamus amphibius kiboko is the source of this 10629-nucleotide messenger RNA. RefSeq names its product RCC1 and BTB domain containing protein 1 (gene RCBTB1). Gene Ontology annotation, molecular function: protein binding. NCBI's taxonomy places the organism in Eukaryota, Metazoa, Chordata, Mammalia, Artiodactyla, Hippopotamidae. The record is from RefSeq and is a predicted model, not a curated record. The coding region runs from base 6881 to 8476 and encodes 531 amino acids. The transcript has 16 exons.
GAAAAUAAAGAGCCUAACAAUGAUGAGUGGUGGUGAAGCGUUGGAGCUGCUGGAACUCUCAUAUGCUGCUGGUGAAAUGUAAAGUGGAAAACUUUUGAAGUUAACCUGAAUGUGUGCAAGCCCUAAAACUCAGCGAUCUGACUCUUAGGUGUACUUCACAGAAGUGCUUCCUGUGUGCACCAGGAUGGCAGCCUUAUGCGUAAUAACCCCAAGGCAGAAACGACCUAAAUGAAUACAUUGUGGUAUAUACAUACAGUGGACUGCUGUACAGUGAAAAUUACAGGAAUGACAAUCAACUUCUCAUAACAACAUGGAUGAAUUUCAUAGAACAGUGAUAAGUGAAAGAAGCCAGACUCAAAGGAUAGAUAUUGUAUGAUUCCACUUAUGUAAGGUUCAAAACCAGAUAAAACUGUGGUGGUAGAAAUCUGGACAGAGGCGGCCUGGCGGCCUCUGGGGAAGAGAGUGUAUACAGUGAUGGAGAGAAGGAAUGAAGGGGUUUCUGAGGUUCUGGUAAUGUUUUACUUUUUUCAUUUGAGCAGUAGUUGUAAUUUGUGGUAAUUCAUUUAGCCGUACCUUUAUGAAUGAUGUGCUUUUCUCUAUAUAUAGUGUUAUACUUCCAUUUAAAAAGUUUAUUUUUAAAGAUUCCUAGUAUAAAGACCUGAAAAACAUCUCCAGUGAGUCCUCUUGAAGAGGAUGCUGUGUCCUUGACAACAGAUUUAGUACAACGCAGGCUGUUUGCAGCAGCGCCCCUCCCCCGUGUGGACUGAAGGCAGGACGCCAGAGAGAGUCUGUAAAAGCCUUUCUGUGAGGGAUUACCUGGUUGUUUCCAGAACUUUGCUCUCUGCUGAUCUGGCUCAAUCCAAGGGUAAACAGUAGAGAAAAAUGGAUGGGCUGCACAUCCUGCAGGCAGUCCUGAAAACAUGAUUUUUCUCAACUGAGCUUUUGCUGAGUAUUGGAUGGGAGAGAAAUUGAGAUUAUUGACAGGAACUUGGAGGACAGAUGCAUUCUGCGGCCAAGUAAGAACCGAUCUAAAUGUUUUAACCCUUAAGUGAGUUGGAAGAAGGAUUGUUGUCCACGUGUGAAUUCCAGCAGGUCGCUGAGAGUAGAGGCCCAUCUCCCUGUGUCAGGAAGGUGGAGGCAAGGCGACAUAGGUAGUACUGUAUUUCAUUAACUCUCAGAUUGAUAUUUUCCACCCACAUUGUAACAUUUUAAAAAUCAGAAUGCGUUUUACAGUUGGUGUGUCAUAAUUGAGUUGGCAGUGUUUUUUCUUUCAAAAAUAUAAUGCAUCUUAUAAUUGAUGGCAUCUUAGAUUCAAUUAAAUAUGUCACCACCUUCAGUAUUGUUCCUCUCUUCAAGCCUCGAUAUCUCCAACUGCUUGGAGGUGACAGUUCAAAUAUAUUUUAAGUCUGCGUUUUGCUUGGGACCUUAGGAAUCAUUUACUUCCGUAUCCGCCCGUCCCCCCACACCCCCCUUCAUCACAUUUGUUUCCUAGGAGCUGGCCUUGAAGACAUAUUUGGAUGAAUGUAUCAAUUGAUUUGCAGUUGUUAUAAAUUGCUUAUGUUGACAGUAACCAGAUUCCUACAAACCAUCCAUCCCUCCCCGGUAUUGUUUACACUAUAAAUUUCCUCUGCACACUCCUCCUUUCCAGGUGAUGUUGAGGCAGAUAUCAGCAUAACCCAUCUAAAAUCAGAGUCUAAAUGAUGAAGUUUUCUUGUAUUUAAUUAUGUCAGCUCUACAACUCCUGGAGCUCUAGCACUGAGGCUCCAGGAAGAGUCUACAGGCUGCAAUACGAAAUAGUAAAAUAAAACUUUGUCCAAAAAAGGCUUGAUGGAAACCAAAAUGCACAAAGUUUGGAGAAUAAUCCUUUGUUUUCUUUCUUUUCAAACUAUUCUUAAAAUCCAUGAAAUCCGUGAACCCUUUUUUGUUCGUUUGUUAUGAAAGCUGGAGUUGGGAUCUAAAAAUAAUUUAUGAUGAGAAUAAUUGGGCAAAACCUUGAAUGACAAAGGUUGACUGUUGCUGUUCUUAUUUUUAAUAAAAUGCCCUCAAGGGACUAGGGAGGGCCUGGCAGUCCUCCUCCACCUACUGCCCUUUUAGAGACUCUACAUCUUCUCUCCCUUUCCAGUGCCUUGACACCGUGGCAGACCCGGCCUAACAAAACCCAUAUCUCACCACCACUUCACUGUAAGAAGCAAAUCACAUCCCUUAAUUCACAUUAAGAUGCCAGUAGCUGAUAGUGGUUUGAUGUAUUAUCCUUCCUGAAUGUAUUUGUAUUAAAAAAGUGUACAAUUGGGCUUCCUAGGUGGCACAGUGGUUAAGAAUCUGCCUGCCAAUGCAGGGGACAUAGGUUCAAUCCCUGCUCCAGGAGAUCCCACAUGCCACAGAGCAACUAAGCCCAUGUGCCCAAAAAAAAAAAAAGAUUUAAUAAAAUCCAGCGUUUAAAAAAAAAAGUAUACAAUUGAUUCAUGUCCAUGGUUGAAAAAUGGAAAAUCCAGAUAAGCAAAAAAAGAAAAUAAUAAUUACCCCCAGUAACAUCAGAAGGAACCACUAUUACAAAUUUGGUUUCCAUUUCUCAAGCUCUUGCCUGUGCUUGUGUUAACAUUUGGGGGAGGCUUUUACCAUUUGAAGGACUUUAACCUCCCCCCUUCCUUCCUCUCUCUCUCUCUUGCCCCAGAUUUAUCAUCCAAGAAGUAGCGGUUCUACAUGUACACACAAAACCGGCUGGAUAGUAUUACGGCACAGGCCCCCAUUCUUGAGAAAUUCACGCACCUACAGAGGUCGAUAGGUAGCAGUUAUCUUUUAUUUUUGGAAACUCUAGAUGUUUAUGUCCACACAGAUCAAGUUGACAUCUUAAAAUAUUGGAUGGGCCACCUCCCAACUCUCCAAGGGAGGGAUCAAGUGUGCUGAGCGUGCUGCAGUGUUAUGUUUUAGGUGUUUAAUUCCUUCCCCUCGAGAAGCCUUCCCUCAGUCCCCUCGGAGUCAGAAGGGGAGGACUCUGAAUUCUUGUAGCCCUUGUCUGCGUCACUUAAGUGGCCCUGUAUUGUUUUGUUAUUUUUGACAUCCAUCUUCCCAAUUGCACAGGAGCCCCUCAAGGCCACGCUUAGAAUCCUAGAAUGAUGUAUUAUUUAAAGGGGCCUUGGACGGGUCCAGUUCAUAUGCAAAGAGACUGAGGUUCAGAGGGGUUAGAGAAUCUGCCCAAGGCCACAGAGCUUUUCAGUGAGCUAGAACCUAAAAGUACUCUUUCUAGUCCAACAGUGUUAGACAUGUUCCCAGAUAUGAAAAUUAUCCAAGUUUGUGGAUUUUUUAAUGAUUAAAAAAAAGAUUUUAACCUCAGCACAUUUCUGAUCUUCUAGGUCUAUUCAUUAUAACUUGAGUAGCCUCUCAAUUUCGUUGUUUUGAUUUUGUGUUUUGUAUUGUCCUGUAGGUAUUUUUCACUGGUUGGACCAAGUGGUCAGGCGGCAACAUUUUAGUUAAAAAAUAAAUAUUCUGUCUUGGCCUCUCAUUUCUGAUUCACUGUAUUGUGCUGAAAGUAACUGUGAACAGGUUUUUGGCAUUUCUUUGUUACGUUUUGGGAGCCGGACUGAUUUUGGUCCUGGGCGCAGGGGUUGGGGAUGUUGGAGGUGGAAGAGAUGGGAUCUAAUCACUAAGAACUGGAAGCAGGAAAUGGAUCUCACUGAUGUGCCCCUGAGCACCCACAGUUUGAACUAUCUCCAUAAAGUCAGUGCCUGUCCAGAGAUGGGACCACAAAUAUUCAUGCUUCCUGCAACAGUGACAUCUGGUGGCCCUGGGGUAAUAGGAUAGCAAUUGAGUGGCUGAUGUGUGGAUUUCAAUGAAAUGACCUUAUUCUAUACAGUAAAGCAGUUGCCUAUCACUGUAGGAGCCACUGCCCUUUCCCAGGGAGCCCCGUUUCCUCCCAUGACAUGCCCUGCAAUCACCCUACACCUAAGAAGCACCUGCAGCAGCACCCCUGCUUCCUGGAGGCACUCUGCUCCCAGCCCCCUGGGUGGGAAGAAGUGGACUUGCCCCAUCUGGCACAUCAGCCGCCAGUGGCCACGUUAGGCCAGGCCUGGCCUGGAUUCUGGUGCUCAAGGGCCAGAGAUUUACUGCCUGCCUGGGCAGCAGGUGGCUGGGGUAUUUUUAGUGUCUGGAGCCUUUAGGAGAAGGGUUGGGUAGGGGUGGGAGGCAGUGGUGAGGUCUGGGGGAGUUGGCCCUUCCAAGGUUCAAGUUCAAAGCCUCCCAGUUGUGGUAUCUGUUUCCUAACCUCCUGUGGGCUUUCAGGUUCUUGUGAUCCCUUGCACUCCAUGGACAGGGGUUAUCACCUUCCUUCUACAGAAGAAGAACCGGGCCCAGAAAGGUGAGUAUCUGUCCCAUGCCGCAGGGAGCACGUGGGACAGAACUCGGAGCCCAGCUGCGCCAGGUUUGCCGCUAAGUGGUGCUGAGUUAGAACCCACUUCCCCUGCUCACAUGCUGUGGGGUUUGGGGCAGGAUGCUUAACUCCUCUGUGUCCUUAUCCAGAAACAGAACUGUGGUACUUGGCACACACAGUUGUGAGGAUGAGCGCGUGUUGAACCCUCCAUCCGCUGUUUUUAUCCAAAUAAAAGCUUACACGUUUAUUUCGCUUUGACUGGGUCUGUUGUCCACGUUCCGAACAUAUGACAUCGCCGCUGCCUCUGUGUAAGAGACAGUCUCAGAAGCAACAAUGAAACGUGCCAGGCGCUCAGGCCCGGAGCAGAACAACCAGCCGAAACCUGGGGCUCUGAGCAGGCACGUCAGAGAGCAUGAGAAGCCUUUGCGCUGGGUAGCUUCGUCCGGCUGACCAUCUGACGCUUUCACGCUGCUGCUGCUGGGUGGCAUCAGGGCUUUUGUGAUCCCUUGUCCUCGGCAUCUUUUUGUAUCCUUUCUAAGGAAACAUUCUGCUUGUGCUUCCGGGAAGAUGGGUUUUCAUCAGCACCAGGAGAGACCUGAAGAAACCGGGAGAAUGAGUGACUGAGCCUCCUGCAGUGAGGGAGCUGGAAACACCUACGUUUGCUGCCCAGCUCCGAGGCCCAAAGCACCCUCAGCCUCCAGAGAGGAGGUGGUAGCUGGAGGUCCUCUCCCCAGACCACUGUUGUAGGAAAAAGCUUCCAGGUGCCACGGAGACUGGGGAAUAGAGGAAACAUCCCAACCCUGGAGGAUUUUGAUGUGAUGAUUACGAUGAUCGUGAUAUUGGAAGUUUCCUGACACGAAGGGGGAAAAGAAACACUGGCCAGAGACCGCCUCCUGAAAAGAUACAGGAAGGAUAAGGUGGAGGCCAAGACAGACGUGUGUGACGUGAUGAGCUCCAGCCGCGCCUCAAAGCAGGAACUGAUGACAGGGAGGUUUUGCUAUUUUUCUCCCAAGGUUGUUUUAAUAUGCAAAGUAGGUCCUCAGAGGCAGCUGCUAUUCAAUCAGCCACAUUUCCUGAACUGGAUAGUGUAUUUUUAGUUGGCAGGGAAAAAACCACUUGAUUAGGAAGGAGUGUGGAAGGUCACAUCUCAGUUAGAAACUCAAAUCAGCACUUGAGACUUUUCUGCGUUUCCCAGAGGAGUUACUGUCACUCUGGGCAAGAAGCAGCAAAGUAUUUACUUCAAUUCUCUUCUUUUUAUUAAAAAUCAUUACAUAAGUUAUGGUGAAUGUAUUUUUCUGUAUGAGAGUCAAACGAUAUAAAAGUCUAUAGGGUGAAAUUCCUAAGUUCACCCUCCAAAUCACUACUCCCCUCCUCAGAGAUGGUCAGGAUCCACAGUUUGAUAUACAUUUUUACAGUUAUCUUUCUAUAAUGUACUCAUAUUUUGUAGCACAUAUAUAUUUUAUUAUUUAUUUCUGGUUGGGUAUUUUUUUAACAUAACUGUGAGGUCUGUAAGUUAUUUCAUUUAACAAUGUUUCUGUGAUUUCUCCAUGUGAGUACAUAUUAAGUCUACCUAGUUAUCUUUUAUUAUUUUUAAAAAUAACAUGAAAUACUGAGAAGGCCAUAAGACGUAUAAUACUAAAAUACAGGUGAAAUUAUGUGAUUCUAGAGAUUAGCAGAGUCUGCAGGAGAUCUUUCUAGAACAGGGAGUGCUGCAGCUUCCCCAGUCCAAGCUUACCUGGCUGCACAGGUGUCCAUAAGAUGGGAGAUCAGUGGCUGCUCUGGAGGGAAGGCAGAGCAUUUCCCCCCAGAAAUGUGUGUCUACACAAUAUAGGGCUGCUCAUAUACUUUUGGCUCCUAGCACACAUUGCCCACGUAGUGUUCUUGAGCUUGGUACAUACCUACACUUGGGAAAGAUGUGGAGGCUGGGGGAGGGGAGGAGGAGGGGAGAAAUCUGGAGUGUAGAGAAGCCUGGAUUCCCAUCGACACCCUUUUCUUCCCCUAGAGUGAUGCUGACCCACAGGCACUGGAUUACGUUGAUGCUCCCAUCUCAGGAAUGACAAGUCUACCUACCAUUGCGUGGGCUUAUUCGCACGAACCCUCUAUCCAAAAAAGGAAAAAAAGAAAAGAACAAAGGAGGAUGUGGGUUUUUUUUAAACCCUCAAACGCUGAAAAUUCUUCUUCUCUUUAACUGCUUUCCCCCGUCAUAUCAGCUAAACCACAUUUCACACAUCACCUGCAGGUAAUUGUGGCCAAUGGAAUGUAAGAGGGAGAGAUUCACGCUACGUCUAGGCUCAGCUCACAGAAAUCUCGCAUGGUGAUCCUCCUUGUUCUUUCAACUUCUGCAGUUUCCCCGGAAGCUGCUUGUGAACGAUGGCAGAACCACCAUCUUUAGGAAAUGGAAGGAAACUUGGUCCCGAAAUACAGCGUGGAGGAGAGCUUUAUGCCUAUUAGGGACACUCCUUUUGGACUUGACCAGAGAUGUCGGCUUGUUUAUAGGAAUUCCUUGAAGCCAGAGUCAUGGUGGAUGUAGGCAAGUGGCCAAUCUUCACUCUGCUCUCACCUCAAGAAAUUGCAUCUAUUCGGAAAGCUUGUGUCUUCGGCACCUCAGCCAACGAAGCACUGUACGUUACUGACGACGAUGAGGUCUUUGUAUUUGGACUGAACUACAGUAACUGUCUAGGAACUGGAGAUAACCAGAGUACACUUGUACCCAAAAAGCUGGAAGCCUUAUGUGGAAAGAAGAUUAAGAGCCUUAGUUAUGGGAGUGGACCACAUGUUCUUCUCAGCACUGAAGACGGAGUUGUGUAUGCCUGGGGCCACAAUGGAUAUAGCCAGCUCGGGAACGGGACGACCAACCAAGGCAUUGCUCCCAUCCAAGUCUGCACCAACCUCUUGAUCAAGCAAGUAGUCGAAGUAGCUUGUGGCUCACAUCAUUCAAUGGCUCUGGCAGCUGAUGGAGAGGUAUUUGCUUGGGGCUAUAACAACUGUGGCCAGGUGGGGUCAGGAUCUACAGCAAAUCAGCCAACUCCUCGGAAAGUUACAAACUGUUUGCAUAUUAAGAGGGUGGUUGGCAUUGCCUGCGGUCAGACCUCGUCCAUGGCUGUUCUGGACAAUGGUGAGGUCUAUGGCUGGGGUUACAAUGGCAAUGGUCAGCUAGGCUUGGGAAACAAUGGCAAUCAGCUGACCCCCGUGAGAGUGGCAGCUUUGCACAGCGUGUGUGUGAACCAGAUUGUCUGCGGCUACGCACAUACUCUAGCACUAACCGACGAGGGCUUGCUCUAUGCCUGGGGAGCUAACACGUAUGGGCAGCUGGGAACUGGCAAUAAAAAUAACCUGCUAAGCCCAGCACACGUCAUGGUGGAGAAGGAAAGGGUGAUAGAGAUUGCAGCCUGCCACUCUGCGCACACGUCUGCUGCCAAGACGCAGGGAGGGCACGUGUACAUGUGGGGCCAGUGCCGGGGCCAGUCGGUGACCCUGCCCCACCUCACCCACUUCUCUUCCACCGACGACGUGUUCGCCUGCUUUGCCACACCUGCCGUCACGUGGCGCCUCCUGUCUGUAGAGCAUGAAGACUUUUUAACAGUUGCAGAGUCACUGAAGAAAGAAUUUGACAGUCCAGAAACUGCUGAUCUGAAGUUUCGAAUUGAUGGGAAAUAUAUCCAUGUCCAUAAAGCUGUUUUGAAAAUCAGGUGUGAGCACUUUCGAUCCAUGUUCCAGUCUUAUUGGAAUGAGGACAUGAAGGAGGUGAUAGAAAUAGACCAGUUUUCCUACCCAGUGUACCGUGCCUUUCUCCAGUACCUCUACACAGAUACAGUGGAUCUGCCGCCUGAAGAUGCUAUAGGUCUUUUGGAUUUGGCGACGUCUUACUGUGAAAACAGACUGAAGAAACUUUGUCAGCACAUUAUCAAGCGAGGAAUCACUGUGGAGAACGCCUUUUCGUUGUUCUCUGCUGCUGUCCGAUAUGAUGCAGAGGAUUUAGAAGAAUUCUGCUUUAAGUUUUGCGUCAAUCAUUUGACAGAAGUUACGCAGACUGCAGCAUUUUGGCAAAUGGAUGGCCCUCUGCUAAAGGAAUUCAUUGCUAAAGCCAGUAAAUGUGGAGCCUUUAAGAACUGAAGCCCAAGACUGCUGGGUUUUGUGUGAGUGCUCUGGGGCUGGUGAUGGUGUGUCGUUUGUGCUCUAUGGGUGAUGUAUUUCUGCGGGUAAAAAAAAUCCUAUCAGGUUGUUUUGCUCACGUGGAGAUAUAGUUCUCUGUGUAGGGGUACGUGAAGGGUGUACGGCCUUUCUUGAACCUAUUUUAAACAAUCCUUAUUUUCAGAUAUGUAUAUUUUAAAUGUGACCGUAAACAUUUGGCUGGGACAUUGUAAAAGGGUGAACGUUUAGCUGGUGGUUUACUUGUUUUUUGUUUUGUGUGUGUUUGAUUAGAGGACCUUCUGAAGUUGGAAAGGGGAACUUUGUGGCACCUCUCCUGGCCUGCAUAUCAACAACCCCUUUGACGCCAGGAGUUGGGAUAGGGUUCGAAUUGUGAGAGACAGGAAUGAAAGAUGCUGACUUGGGGGCUUGUUGAAGGGCUGCAUUAGUUGCUAGUUCAGUAGCCGCACUGUGAAGGAAUAGUUAAGAUCGUUUGAGGCUUUUGUUUGUGUAUUUGCAUUGUUGGUGACUUUUUUAACUUCAAAAUAAUAUUUUACUUAAUAUAAACCUAUUGAAAUGAUAAUUAUGUGAAGAUAAAUUUUUAGGUUAGGGUUUCUCUCAAGACUUAAGUACAUGAAGAGUAGUAAGGUAGAACUAUCUGUGAAAAGUUGAUAAUGAAAAACUUCAUUUGAGUGAAGGUGAAUAUUUUAUAAAUCAGAGUCUCCACUACUAACUGUUUUAUUAAGAUUAGAUUUGAGAACCCCAAAUCCAGUCCCGUCACCUUUUCUCCUAUAAAUGCUAAUCAUAUACGAGGAAAAUAGUGAUAUAUUCAAUAUACUUUUGCCUUCCUAAAUUGUGGUUGCUGAAUCAUCAGAUCUGCUACGUCUGACUCAAGUAAGUGGUUCUUAAAACCAAGUUUCUUAUAAGACUUAAUAGAAUUUGUUUUUAUUGAUUUUUGUUGAUGCCAAAUACCAUCACACAUUUUGUUUAUUUGAAAUUUCACCAGCUUUCACAUUUGAUUUUCCUUUCAAUUGUGUUAGGUAUAGUAUUUAGCACAAUUUAACUUUGAAGAAGGAUCUAAAUUAUGGGGGACAGGGUUGGUCUGCUUAUGAAAUGUGACUUUGUGAGGUAAGACUGUUCAACCCUGAGUUUUUAUCUUGUGUGUCCGUUGAGGUUGCGUCAAGAAAAAGCCUUGUUCUGCUCUCUGGCCCACGGACACAUUUCCAUUUGUGGGAGCUCCUUUAGUGAACUGUUUCCUAUUUGAAAGGUUCCCCCAUCUGAAUUUAGAAACUGAAUCCAUUCUCAGACCCUAGAUUAACAAGAGGGUGAAGAGAUGCUGCAGCUACUGUUUUUAGCAAUGUUUCUAAGUGUUUGUUUGUCAGUGAGGGCCCAAAGAUGGAAAUUCAUCGAUAGGUGAAAUAAAAACAAACCCAGAAGUCCCAGCACCCUUUCUUCACCAUAUUGCAAGCGAUCGAAGCCCAAUGAAUUAUUAGGUUAGAAUUAGUUCUGCAACAUGAUAGAAUUUUCUUACUAGGUUGGUAAAUUACGUUAAUUUGAUUAUUAGCUAUGAUGGGUAGUGUUUGUAGUAAUCACUGUCUAUAGGCUCGUGAUCUGGACAAAACAAGAAUUUCAGUAUGUUUACUGUUGCUCUUACUUGAAAAAAAACUUUAAAAAAGCACAAAUUAACAUAAUAGGUCCAUUUCCAUAGAUAGGUCAUUCACUCAACAAAUAUUUACUGAGUUCCUAAUAGGUGAAGAACCACUUCUCAGAUGACUGAGUAAUUUGUAUGAGUAUGUGUUCAGUGAAGAGAACAGGAAAAGGUCCUUUAGAAAGUACUUGAGUGUCUGUGUUGUUUUUUUGUUUUUUUUUUUAAAUAUGCUCUCAUUUUUCUACUUGGUUUGGUUGUUAAUCAUAACAGGAGAUGAAAACUAUUCUUUGAAUUGUUCUUUUCAUCUGACAUAAUAAUGAAAGCCAAAGUAUUCAUAUUUCUUAAAAUAGCCCUAAAAUGUACUCUUGAACUUCUUACUGGAACCAGGUUUGAUACUCUAGUUAUAUAGGUUGUAUUUAUGUAAUGUUUAGAGUGACAUAUUAAUAAAUAAAGCAAUCUGUUAAAAUAGGCAUGUAGAGUUAUUUUUUCC